AUGACUACUCCUGAGAAUGCAUACCAGGAAAUUGCUCGGGUCUUCUCUUCCAGAGGGAACCAGAUCUUGGAGAUUGAGAUGAUCUCCUCCACUCUGGGAACACCCUUUUUGCAAGAUGAAUUGUUCAUUGGAAUGACCAAGAAAAUGCUCGUGUACGCCUAUACCGUCGCACGAAGCCUGUUCUUCGAGCGCCUGGUGUCAAUGUCUGGAGAUGAUUUUCACGUGGACUCCGUCGAGGACGCCAUCACUAGCGGGGUAUCAGAUCGAGCCAUUACAGAAGUCAUGCUACUUUUUGACUGUGAGCAUCUGACCGCAUGUAACUGGCGCAAACGUUGGCUGCUGGCAGCCGUUGCACAAUGCGCUGAAGAUCUAGAUCAGAUUGCCUCGACAAAAAAGCUGCUGGACACUGAGCUGUCGCUUUUGACGACCUAUCAGUGUUCACCACUACACCGGCAUACUAAAUCUCCGACUCUGUGGUCCCAUAGGCUAUGGGUAGUGAGGCAGAUGUUUCAGAUCCAAACCUGGACCCCGGAAGCCCUGUUGAAAUUGCAUCGUGCGGAGCUUGAUGGAGUCCUGCGUGCCGCGGAGUUACACCCUAAGAACUACUAUGCCUUCGGCUAUAUACGGCAGCUUCAUGCUCUUCUUGCGCAUACGACAGAUUUCUCGAACUUGUCUGAACAACUGGCUAGACCCUUGAUGGAUCCCGUUCUUGACUGGUGUCUUGCUCACCCACGGGAUAUAUCUGCCUGGAUCUUUGCGAAGUAUUUACUGGGUUGUAUUGCGGAGCAACAGGUUCGGACAGACGCGGUAGGGCGAGUGGUCUGUUUUGCGCGCGAUAUUGGAUGGGAGGGCGAGAGCCUGUGGACAUUUGUUGACCAAUCCAUCCGCCAAUUCGACUUGGAAAAUGUGCUCGAUGAGAUUUUGCCAUCUGAUACGCUGGACGCGGACCAACACGCUGUGCCAAAAUCGCCUUGGCUGGGCCGGCUGACCAGGGCACAAGCAUUUUGGGCUGCAUAUCGAAACACAAGGGUGGAGGAAUAA
Penicillium verhagenii is the source of this 1041-nucleotide messenger RNA. RefSeq lists its product as uncharacterized. The coding region runs from base 1 to 1041 and encodes 346 amino acids. Gene Ontology annotation, cellular component: cytoplasm. The transcript has a single exon. Lineage: Eukaryota; Fungi; Ascomycota; Eurotiomycetes; Eurotiales; Aspergillaceae. The record is from RefSeq and is a predicted model, not a curated record.